CUUAGUUCUUGUCUGAAACACUCGGUAACUUAAUAUUAUUUAUAAAUAAUUGAUUACAAAAGUAAAGAAAAUGAUUUGUCGGUUUCGGUGUUGGACUUUUGCUUCAAAUGCUUUUCUACAAAAAAGUUCAGUGUUAAAUGCAACAAAUUGUAUUAGAACUCGAUCUCGUGGUGCAAUAUCAAGUUUUUCCCUCGUUCGCCAUAUGAAGACAUUAGACAAGCCUAAAGCAUCAGAUAUAGAAGAUGCACUUCAAAUAGAGGCAAAUUUAUUUGAAAAUUCAUCUUUAAUAAAUAAACCAGUAACAUCUAAUAAAUUUCGAAAUCAAAAGCCACAAGAUUUUCAAAUAAAAAAAUUUCCGAAAGUUAAAGCGAGUUCAAGUCUCAAUAAACCGAAUCACAAAAUCAUUGAUGAUACCGAAUUGGGUUUGCAAUUUAUUAAAACAAGUUCUGUAAAUGAUCCGAUAAUUACUAAGAUAAUGACUGAUGUACGUUCCAGAAAUCGAAAAGACAAGAGAGGUUACUUUGUAUUAGAGGGAGCACGUUUAAUACGAGAUGCGCUUAAUUGUCAAAUUCCAUUGGAAACUUUAAUUUUUAGCAAAAAAGAGGAAUUAGAGAAAUUAAAAACAGAAUUGGCAGAUGCACAACGUAAUUUUCAAACCAAAAUUUAUAAGGUAGCUUAUCAUGAUAUCAAAAUUUGGUCAACUCUUACCACACCACCUGGUAUAAUGGCAAUAUUUAAUCAUUCCAAUAAGGAAAAGAUUGCCAUUAAGUCAGAAGAACCAAUACUUCCUAUAACUGUAAUAUGCGAUAAUAUAAGAGAACCAAAUAAUCUUGGCAGCAUAAUACGUACAUGUGCAGCUAUACCAUGUCAACAGAUAAUUGUUACAAAAGGUUGUUGCGAUCCCUGGGAAUCCAAAGCUCUGCGCGGUGGUUGCGGUGGUCAAUUUAGAGUACCAAUUAAGGAUAGGGUUGAUUGGGAACAUAUACCUUUGCAUAUACCACCAGAAACGGCUCACGAUUGUCAUGUAUUUAUAGCAGAAAAUAAUCUAGAAAAAUUAAAAAAUAAUAAAAACAACAAAGGUUAUUUAGAUGUUAAAGAAAUUGGUGCCCACAACAUUGUUAUAAUUGGAGGUGAAAGUCACGGUGUCAGUUCAGAUGCCUACAAGUUAAUGGAGAUUGUUGGAACUAAAGGACAAUGUUUACAUAUUCCAUUAGCAAAUGGUGUCGAAAGUUUAAACGUGGUUUCAGCUCUUACUUUAAUACUUUACGAAUUAAGGAAAAAUAUAAUUAAAUUGGACAUAAGCGCUGACAAUUAUUAAAGUUAAUUCCUUUUAUA
Teleopsis dalmanni is the source of this 1335-nucleotide messenger RNA. Its product is annotated as rRNA methyltransferase 3, mitochondrial. The record is from RefSeq and is a predicted model, not a curated record. The coding region runs from base 71 to 1318 and encodes 415 amino acids. NCBI's taxonomy places the organism in Eukaryota, Metazoa, Arthropoda, Insecta, Diptera, Diopsidae. The transcript has 2 exons. Gene Ontology annotation, molecular function: RNA methyltransferase activity; RNA binding. Gene Ontology annotation, biological process: RNA processing.